Messenger RNA from Saccharomyces cerevisiae S288C, 99 nucleotides. RefSeq lists its product as uncharacterized. Lineage: Eukaryota; Fungi; Ascomycota; Saccharomycetes; Saccharomycetales; Saccharomycetaceae. The record is from RefSeq and is marked reviewed. The transcript has a single exon. The coding region runs from base 1 to 99 and encodes 32 amino acids.
AUGAUGGUUCACCUCACGCUGAAAUCUCAUCUAAUAAAGGAAGAAUUACUUUGGCAUGCUUUAUCUCCGUCCUAUAGUUGCCGAUACCACGGUAGAUAA